AUGGAGGCUCUCCUUCAAUGGAAGUCCAGCCUAACUCUUCGUUAUAACAAUUCCCUACCACUACUCCCUUCAUGGACGACACAGAUGAUGGCAAACGGAAGCAGCAACGACGACCCAUGCAAGUGGGAGGGAAUUACUUGCAAUGAGGAAGGAGUCAUAACCAUCAUAAGCCUCUCCCACAUGGAUUUGCAAGGUACACUCCAUCACUUUAACUUCUCAUCCUUCCCUAACCUCCUCCGUCUUGAUCUCCAUAAAAACUCACUUUUUGGUCCCAUCCCUCCCACCAUUGCCAACCUUUCCCAACUCACCCACCUCUAUCUCUUCAAAAACAAUUUCAACAGCUCCAUCCCUGCUGCUUUAGCCACUCUUAACUACCUGGUUGUUCUACAUCUCAGUAACAAUCGAUUUUCUGGUUCAAUUCUGGCAUCUUUUGGAAACUUGACAUCGCUUACUCUACUUCGUUUGUAUAGCAACGGUUUCACUGGCUCAAUUCCUGCAUCUUUGGGAAACUUGACAUCUCUUAUUGAACUUGAUUUGAGUGAGAAUAAUCUCACCGGCUCAAUUCCUGCUUCUUUGGGCAACUUGACAUCUCUUACUUUUUUUUAUUUGCUUAGAAACAAUCUCACUGGUUCAAUUCCGGCGUCUUUUGGAAACUUGACAUCUCUUAUUGAACUUGUUUUGUAUAGAAACGGUCUCACUGGUUCAAUUCCGCCAUCUUUAGGAAACUUGAUAUCUCUUACUGCACUUAGUUUGUAUAGCAACAAUCUCACUGGUUCAAUUCCGGCGUCUUUUGGAAACUUGAGAUCUCUUACUGGACUUGAUUUGAGUGACAAUAGUCUCACGGGCUCAAUUCCUGCGUCUUUGGGAAACAUGACAUCUCUUGCACUUGUUCUAUUCCAGAAUAAUAAUCUCAAUGGUUCAAUUCCGAUGUCUUUUGGAAACUUGAGAUCUCUUACUGAACUUAAUUUGUAUAGAAACAGCCUAACUGGUUCAAUUCCGGCAUCUUUUGAAAACUUGAGAUCUCUUUCUGUACUUCGUUUGUAUAGCAACAGUCUCAGUGGUUCAAUUCCUGCUUCUUUUGGAAACUUGAGGUCUCUUACUCGACUUGAUUUGACUAACAAUAGUCUCACCAACUCAAUUCCUGCGUCUUUGGGAAACUUGAGAUCUCUUGCAGUUCUUCAGUUGUUUGGCAACAGUCUCAGUGGUUCAAUUCCUGCUUCUCUUGGAAACUUGAGCUCUCUUACUCGACUUGAUUUGUCUAAGAAUAGUCUCACCGGCUCAAUUCCUGCGUCUUUGGGAAACUUGAGAUCUCUUGCAGUUCUUUAUUUGUAUGGCAACAAUCUCAGUGGUUCAGUUCCUACUUCUUUUGGAAACUUGAGGUCUCUUACUCAACUUGAUUUGGGUAACAAUAGUCUCACCGACUCAAUUCCUGCGUCUUUGGGAAAUUUGACCAAUCUAGUUCGUAUCAGCCUUUAUUACAACCAAUUGUCUGGUCAAGUACCUCAGGAAAUUAGCAAUUUUACAAAAUUGCAAUACUUGCAAAUUGGAAAUAAUCAUUUUAACGGUUAUUUACCACAACAGAUUUGUAAAGGUUAUUCAGUACUAGAAUACCUUUCUGGAGCUAGUAACCAUUUCAUAGGCCCGAUACCCAAAAGCAUGAGAAAUUGCACCAGCCUAAUAAGAGUUCGGCUUGAUAAUAAUCAUCUCACUGGAAACAUAUCAGAAGUCUUCGGUGUUUACCCGAAUUUAGAUUACAUCGAUCUGAGCUACAAUCAAUUCUAUGGGGAGGUUUCACAGAAUUGGGCAAAGUGCCUAAAAUUAACAAACCUAAAAAUCUCAAGAAAUAAAAUUUCCGGUCAAAUACCACCCGAGCUCGGAGACUCAACUCAACUGCAAGGACUUGACCUUUCUUCCAAUCUCCUGGUAGGUCAGAUUCCAAGAGAAAUGGGGAAGCUUAACUCUUUAGUGAUAUUAAAGUUGAAUGAUAACCGACUCUCUGGUACCCUACCAGCUGAGGAUAUGGGAUUGUGCUCCAAACUUCAACAACUUGACCUCUCAAUGAACAAUCUAAGUGGAUCUGUUCCAAAUCAACUAGGGAAAUAUUGCACGAGUCUUAUUUACUUGAAUUUGAGCAAGAAUAGAUUCAACGGAAGCAUUCCAGUUGAAUUUGGAAAUUUAGUUUCCCUACAGAUGCUACUGGACCUUAGCGAUAACUUGUUCACAGGAAAGAUCCCUCUGCAACUUGGAAGCUUGGUUGUGCUAACAAAUUUGAAUCUCUCUCAUAACAAGUUGCUCGGUUCCAUUCCAUCUACUUUCACUGCAAUGCGCAGUUUGAUAACCAUUGAUGUAUCCUACAAUGAGUUAGAGGGUCCUCUACCUGAUAAUCGAGCCUUCCAAAAUGCUCCAGUGGAAGCUUUUAUUCACAAUAAAGGUUUGUGCAGCAAUGCCACAGGUUUGCAACCUUGCAAUAUUUCUAAGCUAUCCCCAAAAAAGAGCCACAAAGCCAUCCCCCUUAUGAUCAUAGCAGUACUGUUGUUUCUUCUAUUUGCAUUUCUUGGGACUUUUUUGUUUUUCUGUCUUCGGAGGGAGAGAUGCAUAGAACAGGAGAACCCAAUUACAAACCAACAACAACGUAGAGAUGUGUUUGCAAUAUGGAACUAUGAUGGGAGGAUAGCAUACCAAGACAUCAUUGAAGCAACUGAGCAGUUUGACCCCAAAUAUUGCAUUGGAACCGGAAGACAUGGAAGUGUUUAUAAAGCGGAGUUGUCAUCAGGUCAACUGGUAGCUGUCAAGAAGUUCACAUCUUCUUCUUCAGAUGACGAUGAGGAGAUUUCAGAUCCAGAAACUUUCAGAAAUGAAAUUCAAAUGAUGACAGAAGUGCGACAUCGAAACAUCGUAAAGUUGUAUGGUUUCUGUUCACAUGUGAGGCACUCAUUUUUGGUUUAUGAAUAUGUGGAGAGAGGAAGCUUGUCUAAGAUCCUAAGCAAAGACGAAAAAGCGACAGAAUUGGAUUGGAGUAAAAGGGUUAACAUUGUUAAAGGUGUUGCCCAGGCUCUGGCAUACAUGCACCAUGAUUGCUCACCCCUAAUAAUUCAUCGAGACAUAUCGAGCAACAAUAUUUUGUUGGAUUUAGACUUUGAGCCUCAUGUCUCAGAUUUUGGCGUUAGUAGAGUUCUAAAACCUGAUUCAUCCCUUUGGACAACUGUUGCUGGAACAUAUGGAUACGUUGCGCCAGAACUUGCUUACACAAUGAAGGUGACUGAAAAAUGUGAUGUCUAUAGCUUUGGCAUAGUAACAUUGGAAGUGAUAAUGGGAAAGCAUCCAGGAGAACUCAUCUCAACUUUUCCAUCGUCAUCCUCUUCAACAUUGCCAUCUAUUGAGCAAAACAUAUUGUUAAAGGAUAUACUUGAUCAACGUAUCUCACCUCCGAUAAAUCAAGUUGAUGAGAAAUUAAUUUCCAUUAUGAAGCUGGCAUUUUCUUGUUUGCGUGAAAAUCCACAAUCUCGGCCAACAAUGCAACAAGUGUCUCAAGAUCUAUGA
Messenger RNA from Telopea speciosissima, 3540 nucleotides. Its product is annotated as probable leucine-rich repeat receptor-like protein kinase At1g35710. The record is from RefSeq and is a predicted model, not a curated record. The transcript has 2 exons. Gene Ontology annotation, cellular component: plasma membrane. Lineage: Eukaryota; Viridiplantae; Streptophyta; Magnoliopsida; Proteales; Proteaceae. The coding region runs from base 1 to 3540 and encodes 1179 amino acids. Gene Ontology annotation, molecular function: protein kinase activity; protein binding; ATP binding. Gene Ontology annotation, biological process: protein phosphorylation; hormone-mediated signaling pathway.